This is a messenger RNA of Setaria italica (foxtail millet), 2060 nucleotides long. RefSeq names its product probable glucuronosyltransferase Os01g0926400. Gene Ontology annotation, molecular function: glycosyltransferase activity. The transcript has 4 exons. The record is from RefSeq and is a predicted model, not a curated record. Lineage: Eukaryota; Viridiplantae; Streptophyta; Magnoliopsida; Poales; Poaceae. The coding region runs from base 511 to 1779 and encodes 422 amino acids. Gene Ontology annotation, biological process: glucuronoxylan biosynthetic process; plant-type secondary cell wall biogenesis.
GGUCGCCCCGCGCCCCCCUUGUUUUCGUAUUACGCCACCCGCCGCGUGCGAGCCAUGUAGCUGCUGCGCUGCACCCUCUCCUCCUUUUCCUUUUUCUUUUCUCCUCUUCCUCCCCCGCCAGCUCGCUCUCUCCCUGCGUGCCUGCGUGCGUGCGAGAGCACCAGCAGCAGAUUCCGCUUCCAAUUCCGCAGCUGCACCCCCUCCAUUGGCUCGCCGUCGCCGCGACCUUGACUACCCCGCCUCCUCACCUCCUAUUCUACUACUCCCCCUCCCCUCCACGGGCCGCGCCAUCGGGGCCUGACAACGACAGCCUACCAGCACAGGCACAGCGGAGGACGACGACAAAGCGCUCCCCAGCGACAAGUAUCCCGGCACCACUUCGCUGCCGCCCGGCGCUCGAGCUCCACACGCACGGCCGCAGCGGCAGCACGAGCAGGAGGGGAGAGCGUUAGCCGCUAGCUGCUUGAUUCGGUCAACUCCGGGGCGGCGCCCGCGGCAGGAUCAAGGCCAAUGGGGCGGGACCGGAGGCCGUGGCCCGCCGCGGCGGCGGCCGCCGCGGUUCUGCUCGUCGUCUCCUGCGUCGCCGCGGCGGCGCCGCCGCAGCGGCAGCAGCACGAGCGCGCAAGGAUCUCAGGGGCCGCCGGCGGCGUGCUUGACGACAACCCGGUGGGGAAGCUGAAGGUGUUCGUGUACGAGAUGCCUCGCAAGUACAACCUGAUGCUGCUGGCCAAGGACAGCCGGUGCCUGCACCACAUGUUCGCCGCCGAGAUCUUCAUGCACCAGUUCUUGCUGAACAGCGCGGUGCGUACGCUGGACCCCGAGGAGGCCGACUGGUUCUACACCCCCGCGUACACCACCUGCGACCUCACGCCGCAGGGGUUCCCCCUCCCGUUCCGGGCGCCGCGGAUCAUGCGCAGCGCCAUCAAGUACGUCGCCACGACGUGGCCCUACUGGAACAGGACCGAGGGCGCCGACCACUUCUUCCUCACGCCCCACGACUUCGGCGCAUGCUUCCACUACCAGGAGGAGAGGGCGAUGGAGAGGGGCAUCCUGCCGCUGCUCCGGCGCGCGACGCUGGUGCAGACGUUCGGGCAGCGGAACCACGUGUGCCUGCAGGACGGGUCCAUCACCAUCCCGCCCUACGCCAACCCGCACAAGAUGCAGGCGCACCUGAUCAACCCCGGCACGCCGCGCUCCAUCUUCGUCUACUUCCGCGGCCUCUUCUACGACAUGGGCAACGACCCCGAGGGCGGCUACUACGCCAGGGGCGCGCGCGCGUCGGUGUGGGAGAACUUCAAGGACAACCCGCUGUUCGACAUCUCGACGGAGCACCCGUCGACGUACUACGAGGACAUGCAGCGCGCCAUCUUCUGCCUGUGCCCGCUGGGUUGGGCGCCAUGGAGCCCCCGGCUGGUGGAGGCGGUGGUGUUCGGCUGCAUCCCGGUGAUCAUCGCCGACGACAUCGUGCUGCCGUUCGCGGACGCCAUCCCCUGGGAGGAGAUCAGCGUGUUCGUGGCGGAGCGCGACGUGCCGCGGCUCGACAACAUCCUCACCUCCAUCCCGCUGGAGGACAUCCUCCGGAAGCAGCGGCUGCUCGCCGGCGCGUCCGUGAAGCAGGCGCUGCUCUUCCACCAGCCCGCCAGGCCCGGGGACGCCUUCGACCAGAUACUCAACGGGCUGGCGCGCAAGCUGCCGCACGGCAAGGGCGUGUUCCUGGAGCCCGGGGAGAAGGUGCUGGACUGGGACGCCGGGCUCGAGAACGACCUCAAGCCGUGGUAGACGACACAGAGCCGUUUGCGUUUGUUGCGUCUGCAUUUGUUCAUGUUCUUUUUUGUUUUCUUUUACAUCGAUCCAUGGAUGGAUGGAUCACGCAUUAGUUUUUGCACGACCAGUUUACAUGCAGCAGCAAUAUAGAGCGAGAUUUGUCAGGAGGUACGAGAGGCAGCCUUGUGUGAUUUAGAUUUAGUGGUCACUGCAUCGAUGGUUGCAAUGUGAUUUAGUGUUUGUAAAUCGAGCUAACUAAAGUUCCAGGACUAAAGUUUAGUCCAUGUCACAUUAAA